Fusarium pseudograminearum CS3096 is the source of this 819-nucleotide messenger RNA. RefSeq lists its product as uncharacterized. Bases 1 to 819 code for a protein of 272 amino acids. The transcript has 2 exons. NCBI's taxonomy places the organism in Eukaryota, Fungi, Ascomycota, Sordariomycetes, Hypocreales, Nectriaceae. Gene Ontology annotation, molecular function: nucleic acid binding. The record is from RefSeq and is a predicted model, not a curated record.
AUGGCGCCCCGACUGUCCGAUGCUGACCAUAAGAAGAUACAGGCUAUGAUCCAACGUCCUCGCGCCAGGUACCGGCUGUUCGAAUCAACAAAGGCACCCUCAAACCGCGUUGGGUGUUACAAGAAGGUGACACCCUACAAGCGAGAUGCCCUGCUUGAUAGGCUCGCCGACCACCCCACCACCGAUCGGAGCGAGAUGAUUACAUUCCUGCGUGAUGAGUUCGAGGACGAUGUGUUGCUUUCCACCAUCAGUCGUUCGUUGAAGGAUGCCCGAUGGACGCGAAAAAAUUGCCAUUGUGUUGCGCAGCAGAGAAACCUACAGCUCCGAGAUCUAUACCUCUACAAACUGUUGAAAUACAAAUCGUACCAGAUGAUCUUUAUCGAUGAGUCGGGUGCCGAUAGAUGCGUCUGCUACUGCAACAAAGGAUGGGCUCUGAGUGGAGUGAUACCCGUCCAGGUUAGCAGGCUCAACCGCGAACAGAGGUAUCAGAUCCUCGCUGCCUAUACGCAAGAAGGUAUAGAGCUGGCUUGCGUCUAUCCUGGGUCUACUGAUGCCGCUCUGUUCAAGGACUUUAUCGAGCAGUUGCUAUAUGGCUGCGGACGAUGGCCGCAGCCGAAGUCUGUGCUUAUUAUGGACAAUGCAUCUUUCCACCAUAAGGACGAGCUAGAGUCAAUGUGUGCCGAAGCUGGGGUUGAACUUCUUUACUUGCCUCCGUACUCGCCGGACUUUAACCCGAUUGAGGAGUAUUUUGCUGAGCUAGAGAACUUCAUUAAGAAGCCUGGACUGGAACUAUCUGAACCGUUUAGGAAGGACUUUUAG